AUGAGUGGUCGUCAAGGAGGAAAGCGUGAGUAGCCGACUGUGCUGACAUGUGGGCGUGGGGGGGGGGGGCAGCUAGACGAGCUCAGCCAAGCCUCUUGCUGGGAGCUGCUUUGCCAUCCGCCCUCGAAGCUGACGCAUGUAACGCCUCUCUUGUGCAGUUAAGCCCCUCAAGCAGGGUAAGAAGCAGGCCAAGGAGCUGGACGAGGACGUGAGUAGGCAAAAAAGGUGGGACCAAACAGCAGCAUUCGUCUGUCUUUUCAGGUCUGGGCCCAGAUGUAACACUCAGAUUGCGUGCCCAACGAUUUCCCAAGCGCAAAUCUUUCGCCCACAUCUUUGCACCCUGACGCGUUCCGCCACCCUCUUUUUGCGCUCACCAGGAUUUGGCAUUCCAAAAGAAGCAAAAGGAGGAAGCAGCAGCUCGCAAAGCGGCCGCAGAUGCUCUCAAGAAGAAAAAGUAG
Ceraceosorus bombacis is the source of this 458-nucleotide messenger RNA. The record is from the annotation of a GenBank genome assembly. NCBI's taxonomy places the organism in Eukaryota, Fungi, Basidiomycota, Exobasidiomycetes, Ceraceosorales, Ceraceosoraceae.